UGAUCAAGCAUCACACCAGUACAAUCAUCAGCGCGUGCGUGCAGGACGUUGCAGACUCGUGACACAAGGAGAGGGAAAAACAAGCGAAUAUUUCGAUUUUAAAAACGAUUACUAGGGGAAAUGCCACCAACAUGACCUUUCAUAGCGUAGAGGGCGCGAAGUGCGGGCGAUUUUUAGGGUGAACUUGUGAAUAAACAUGACGCACUACGUUGAACAACAAUGUUUUGAUUCUGGGCCGUGACGUCAUCUACCAGUACACGAAAAUGGUUCCCCUUUAGUUUUGAUUCGGGAAAACAAACUGCUGGCAACUUUAAAUGUGUCAUCUUGACCAAGUGAAGGGCUGAAUGCAAAACGGCCGAGAACUUCAAGACAUGGAAGCGUGCGCAGAGAGAGGACGCAAGCUGCGCUCCAUCUGCCGGAGAAUGUAUGAUGAGAAUGAGGAUUUCUCCGACGUGGAGGAAAUUGCGAAUGUCAGAGGUUUCAGCUUGGAGGAAAAACUUGAGAGCGACUUGUACAAUUCCAAUUUUGUACAACGCAUGGAUGGAAAAGAUUUCACCUAUGAAUAUGUUCAACGGGAAGCACUCAGAACUCCUUUAAUUUUUGAAGUGAAAGAUGGACUAGGCAUCAGAAUGCCUGAUCCAGACUUUACUGUCAGUGAAAUUAAAGCUUUGGUGGGAAGUCGUCGUGCUUUGGACGUGAUGGAUGUGAGCACACAGAAGGGGACGGAGAUGAGCAUGGCUCAGUUUGUGCGCUACUAUGAGACGCCGGAGCAGGAGCGGGACAAGCUGUUCAACGUCAUCAGCCUGGAGUUCAGUCACACCAAGCUGGAGAGCCUCAUCAAAAGGCCUACCGUGGUGGAUCUUGUGGACUGGGUGGAUAACAUGUGGCCACCUCAUCUGAAGACACAGCAGACUGAGUCUACGAACAUCAUCACUGAGAUGAAAUACCCCAAAGUCCAGAAGUACUGCCUGAUGAGUGUGAAGGGCUGUUUCACAGACUUCCAUAUCGACUUCGGAGGGACGUCGGUGUGGUACCACGUCUUCAAAGGAGGCAAGAUCUUCUGGCUGGUGCCCCCCACCCCCCAUAAUCUGGCGCUCUACGAGGACUGGGUGUUGUCAGGGAAACAGAGCGACGUCUUCCUGGGCGACAGAGUCGAUGGCUGUCAGAGGGUGGAGCUGAAGCAGGGAUACACCUUUUUCAUCCCCUCAGGCUGGAUCCAUGCUGUGUACACCCCUGAGGACACCCUGGUAUUUGGCGGGAACAUUCUUCACAGCUUUAACAUUCCUAUGCAGCUCAGCAUCCAUGAGAUUGAGAAUAGGACCAGGGUCCACUCCAAGUUCCGCUACCCAUUUUUCUACGAGAUGUGCUGGUAUGUUCUAGAGCGCUACAUCCACUGCCUGACUCGACGCACGCACCUCAGCCCACAUUACCGCCCAGACUCUAUGCUAGCGGCUACGCUAACGGACACAGAGACCAAGCGGAGCAUGGAGAGCCCUGACUCUGACACCAAACUGGACGUCCAGGACGAAGACUCAAGUGGUGCCUGUCCAGCUAGUGGCAACAACAAGCCCUGCUCCCCCCAACCGGACGGCCAGACAGCCACCCCUGCACUACCCCUCAGCAGUACCACCACCACCACCACCCCCCACCACACUCCCCCAGAAGCAAGCCCCGCCAGCGACCCUGAUACUGAAUGCACCCACCCGCCAGAGUUUUCCGGAACCCCUUGUGGGUCUCCGAGGUCAGAGGUCGGCUCCAGGAGGACGCACCUGACGGAGUUUGAGGUGCAGGGCCUGCGGGCGCUGGUGGAGAAGCUGGAGGCGCUGCCCGAGAGCAAGAGAUGCGUCCCGGAUGCCAUCGCAGACCCGAGCGCCCUGCUCCAGCACAUGAAGGUCGUGCUGAAGGAGCAUGUUGCUGAUGAUCCCAACAUGGCUGUCACAGGAGUUCCUGUUGUGAGCUGGCCAAGGAUCGCCGUCAAGCGUCCAGCCAACCGCCCCAAACCCAAGGCCGGCUCUCCCUCGGGCGCGGGCGUGGCCAAGCUGUCGGGGGGUCGCGGUUCGUCGGGGUCACGGCGGCGCCGGACACGAUGCAGGAAGUGCGAGGCGUGCGUGAGGACGGAGUGCGGGGAGUGCCACUUCUGCAAGGACAUGAAGAAGUUCGGGGGCCCGGGACGCAUGAAGCAGUCCUGCAUCAUGAGACAGUGCAUCGCUCCGGUCCUCCCUCACACUGCGGUGUGUGGUGUGUGUGGGGAGGCGGGGAAGGAGGACUCUGCAGAGCAGGAGGAGGACAAGUUCAACCUCACGCUCAUGGAGUGCUCCAUCUGCAAUGAGAUUGUGCACCCACUCUGUCUCAAGGUAAAGGAUGCCAGUGGCAUUGUGAAUGAUGAGCUGCCAAACUGCUGGGAGUGUCCCAAAUGCAACCACGCUGGCAAGUCAGGGAAAGCCAACAAGCAAAAAAGAGGACCAGGCUUCAAGUACGCGUCCAACCUCCCGGGGUCGCUGUUGAAGGACACACGCAAGGAGCCAUCGGGCCGAGACAUCAAGGAUGAGCCCAGCCCCACCUUCGCCAUGGAAACGGCCUCGCCGACCGUGCCCGUGCCCUCGCUGGACAGACGGAAGGCAGAGAGGGAGGACUCGUCGUCCCGAGCGCGAGAGGAGGAGCCUCAGAGGAAGCGUGUCCCGCCUCCACACCCUGAGCCACACCCACGCCCCAAACUGGAGGAGAACCCGCUGAGGAAGAAGAGGAAACUCUUCGACACGGACGCCGAGCCCAGCGCCAGGAAGAAGAAAAAGUCCAUAAAAUCAGAGAACUCCCAGUCCUGCAAGCUUUUGUCCUCCAUCAAAGUGGAGAAGGAGGAGGAGGAGGAUGAGUAUGGGGGGACACAGGACCGAGAGGGACAGCGAGGAAGGUCAGAGGAAGAGGAGGAUGGGGAUGACGAGAGGGAAGAGGAGGAGGAGGAGAAGAACUCCGAGAGGAGGAAGGUCCCACCCAGCCUGCAGCCCAGAAAGACGAAGAAGGAGAGUGACCAAUCACAGCGCAGCCCUCCACAGGCGGGGCCCAGCAGCACCGAAUCAGCAGCAGACAGAAGCAAGCCGAGGUCCAAUCAGAGGUCUCGGCAGCCGAAGGUGGCCAAGCGGGAGCCGAAACAGGAAGUGCAGCCGAAAGAGGAGCCCCUGAAUGGACAGAACGGCCGCCGACCAAUCAAGUCGGAGCCUGUGGAGAGUGAUGAAGAGGAUGCGGACGAUGAGGAAGAGGAGUGCCUGGGGAGAGUCCGCAGGGUGAACGGCGAGCGGAAGCACUUGAGUAACGGGCACCGGCGCGGCAGCGGGGGCAACGGGAGCGACCUGGCCGACUGGCUGUGCUCGGCGCACGAGCGGAACAGCGGCGCCACCGCCGCACCGCGCAGCAGCAGACCGGUCCUGUCGCCGCUGGGCUGGAGCCGCAGUCCGCCCCCCCCUCGCUCCCACCUGGCCCACUCACCCCCCUCCCCCGCCAACGCCACCUCCCCCCAGGAGCGCCACGUCGUCCGGCCCCCGCCCAUCAGCCCCCCGCCGGACUCGCUCCUGCUCGCCAGCGGCCGGCAGCACGUCAUGCGGCGAGAGCUCUGGAUGGUCGUGUUCACGCACCUCUCACACCACGACCUGUGUGUGUGCAUGCGCGCCUGCAAGACCUGGAACCGAUGGUGCUGUGAUAAGCGUCUGUGGACGCGGAUUGACCUGAGCCGCUGUAAGUCCAUCACACCAUUGAUGCUCAGCGGGAUCAUCCGACGGCAGCCCAUCUCCCUGGACCUCAGCUGGACCAACGUCUCCAGGAAGCAGCUCAGCUGGCUCAUCAACCGGCUGCCUGGUUUGCGGACGCUCCAGUUAGCGGGCUGCUCGUGGGCAGCGGUGUCGGCUCUGUGCACGGCGAGCUGUCCCCUCCUGCACUCCCUCCACCUGCAGUGGGUCGAGGGCCUCAAGGACGCCCAGAUGGAGGACCUGCUGUCCCCCCCCACCGACAACAGACCAGGUCAGCUGGAGUGUCGCAGUAAGCUGCGUAAUGUAGUGGACCUGCGUCUGGCGGGCCUAGACAUCACAGACUCGUCUCUGCGUCUGCUCAUCGUGAACCUGCCGCUGCUCUCCUGUCUCGACCUCAGCUACUGCAACCACAUCACUGACCAGUCCAUCAACAUGCUGACGGCCGCGGGGACCAGUACGCGCGACUCUCUCACCGAGAUCAACCUCUCAGUGUGCAACCGUGUCACAGACCAGGCCCUGGCCUACUUCAAGCGCUGUGGCAGCAUCUGCCAUAUAGACCUGCGCUACUGUAAGCUGGUCACCAGGGGGGGCUGUGAGCAGUUUAUCGCCGAGAUGUCCGUCAGCGUGCAGUUCAGCCUGCAGGAGGACAAACUACUGCGCAAGCUCACCUAGGCAACACUGGCCAGCCACGUCACCCAGGCGAUGCUGACCAGUGACAUAACCUAGGCAACGCUACAGAGCAGCAGCGAUGUCACUGAGGCAACACCGACCAGCGUCAUCACCUAGGCAACACUGACCAGCGAUAUCACCGAGGCAACACCGACCAGCAAGCUCACCCAGGGAACGCAGAGCAAGUUCAGCUAAGGAAUGCUGACCAGUAAACUUACCCUUGGAACACUGGCCAGUAAACUGACUGAGGAAGCACGGACCAGCCAAUGUGGAAGGCUGCGAAGCCUCUGCGCUCACACUGCAGGUCUUAAACACACACACACAUACACACACACACACACACCACUGAGGAACUGCUAUACGCCAUCUUUACCUUAACUGCUAACGCGUACACACUUCAGAGGACGGUGGGCCGAGGCUUGGUCAGUGAGAUUACAAACAGGCUAUUGAUGGUCAAUGAUCCUUCACACUCUGUAAACAUACGCACACACACACUUGUGUGUACAUACAUGUACUGUACAUAUACACAUGUGCUCACUCUGUUCGCUCACACACACACACACACACAUACACAUAGACACACAUACACGCUCAUGCCAUUUUGCUGCUCAUGCCAAAUUGUUUUGUUUUUUUAAGCACAUAUUUUUUGUUGGACUGUUUUUUUAUGUCGCGUGUGUCCUCCGCUGUCUGUGUUAAGUUAUGCUGCUGAGCCGUCGUGCAUUGCUUGUGAUGGGACAAGGGACACUUUUUGAGUCCAUAUUUUUAUAUCGUUUGGGACUCCUGGAGAUUGAUCUUUGUUUUCAGAGCAAUGCAGACCUCACGUUUUAUGCAGGUUUAUUUUUGUACAAGAAUUUGUUUUAUUUGUAUCUGAUGUAAAAGGCACUCAGUUCCACAGUGGUUAUUUUAUUUGUAUUUGAUGUAAAAGGCACUGUUCCACAGUGGUUACAUUCCAUCAGUGUCCUAGUUGUCCACCUUGGUCUGAGUUCCACUGCAGAUCUACUUUCUUAUGUAGGAAGCCCUUAAUAUCGUUUAAUUUAUGCAGCAUCUCCUUAAACAUGGGAGUUAUGGGAGAGGGUACUCCAUCUGACUGUGUUACUGUUUUGAGUUGGUUUAUAUCUGAAAACAGAAGAAAAGAAACAAUUUGCACUGUUUGACAUAAAUAAAUAGUUAUUUUUUCUUAA
Molecule: messenger RNA, 5587 nt
Organism: Alosa alosa (allis shad)
Lineage: Eukaryota; Metazoa; Chordata; Actinopteri; Clupeiformes; Clupeidae
Gene: kdm2bb
Product: lysine-specific demethylase 2B
Biological process (GO): regulation of transcription by RNA polymerase II; protein demethylation
Molecular function (GO): protein binding; histone demethylase activity; transcription coregulator activity
Source: RefSeq, a predicted model, not a curated record